Messenger RNA from Callorhinchus milii (elephant shark), 3658 nucleotides. RefSeq names its product cyclin D1 (gene ccnd1). The record is from RefSeq and is a predicted model, not a curated record. The coding region runs from base 270 to 1148 and encodes 292 amino acids. Gene Ontology annotation, biological process: positive regulation of G1/S transition of mitotic cell cycle; mitotic cell cycle phase transition; regulation of cyclin-dependent protein serine/threonine kinase activity. Lineage: Eukaryota; Metazoa; Chordata; Chondrichthyes; Chimaeriformes; Callorhinchidae. Gene Ontology annotation, molecular function: cyclin-dependent protein serine/threonine kinase regulator activity. Gene Ontology annotation, cellular component: cyclin-dependent protein kinase holoenzyme complex; cytoplasm; nucleus. The transcript has 5 exons.
GGGAAGGGAAGGCUUUAAGGCUCUGCCCCUGUGGUGGCCUCUCUAGUUUCUCCUUUGAUCUUGCAGUCCCAGCUGCUCUGCAUAACAACAACUAAAAAGGCAUUGCGUCACUUGCGGGCAAGUUUUGUUGAACUGUAGCCUCCAGAGGCAAACCAAGCAUCCUCCUCGAUUUAGUCCAUGCGAUAGAGAGAGGAGGGAGAGAGGAGAGAGAGAGAGAGAGAGAGAGUGUGAGAGAGAGAGAGAGUUGAGCUAAGCUAAGCUCCCCAGCCAUGGAACAUCAGCUGCUAUGUUGCGAGGUGGAGACCAUCCGGAGAGCCUACAAAGAUCCCAAUUUGCUCAAUGACCGAGUCUUGCAGACUAUGCUCCGCACGGAGGAGAACUGCCUGCCCUCCCUCAGUUACUUCAAAUGCGUCCAAAAAGAAAUCCUGCCAUCCAUGAGGAAAAUUGUCGCAACUUGGAUGCUGGAGGUUUGCGAGGAGCAGAAAUGCGAAGAAGAGGUCUUCCCAUUAGCCAUGAACUAUUUGGACCGCUAUUUGUCCAUCGAACUGACCAAGAAAACCCACUUGCAAUUACUGGGAGCGACGUGUAUGUUUUUGGCAUCGAAAAUGAAGGAAACUAUUCCAUUAACAGCGGAAAAACUCUGCAUAUACACAGACAACUCCAUCAAACCCGAGGAAUUACUGCAAAUGGAGCUGCUUGUCCUGAACAAACUGAAGUGGGAUCUGGCCUCUGUGACUCCUCACGAUUUCAUUGAACAUUUCCUCAGCAAACUGCCCGUCCCCAAGGACAGCAAACAGAUCAUCCGCAAACACGCCCAGACUUUUGUGGCUCUUUGUGCUACAGAUGUAAAAUUUAUCUCCAAUCCCCCAUCCAUGAUCGCGGCUGGCAGUAUGGCUGCAGCUGUCCAUGGCCUCCAUCUAGGCAACAGCAACAGUUUUCUCUCCUACCAGCCCCUCACAGACUUCCUAUCACAAAUCAUCAAGUGUGACCCGGAUUGUUUACGGGCUUGCCAAGAACAAAUCGAAUCACUGCUUGAGACCAGCCUACGCCAGGUUCAACACAACAGUAUACCCUCGGAAACAAAGACUGUUGAGGAUGAACUGGAUCUGUCCUGUACACCAACGGAUGUGCGAGAUGUGAACCUAUGAUUUCUAACAGUGGUCAUGGCAACUUGCAAGGAAAUGCUCGCUAAAAACAUCAUGACCUCCCCAUUAACAUCGCCAGGACAUUGUAAAAGAAGGGGAAGUUCUUCUCUUUGCUUUUCAGUGCUCUGUUGCCCUUUACCAUUCAUUUUUAAUAUGAAAUGGUCUGAAACUGAGGUUAAAUAAAAACAAAAAAAGAAGGCAUUUGGAUAACAUAACACGGCGUGUGUUAUGCCACAAAAAAUUGUGCAGAUUAUAUGUAUCAUUAAUGAAAUAGUGUGUUUUAUAUACAAAAAAAAUCAAGUGUUUAUGCUUCUAAGUUUAUAAUAAUAGGUGACAACAACAAAAUGUCAUUAGGGGAGGUAUUAGAAUUGAUUUUUGAGUGUGAAUGAACCAUUUUUAAUGUAGAAGAGGGUUUUAGGUAGUAACAAUUUUAAUCUUUUUUUUCUACAAAAAGAGAGAAAAAAAGAAAAAAAAAGUGCGUAGCUUUUACUGCAAUCUAGGCUUUUCUAUACCUGCUUGCAUACGUGUCUAGUCACUUUAUAAUCAGUUUGUCCAGAUGUUUAUAUGAUUCCUUAGUGCUGAUCCUCUUCACCUUAUAAAUGGUUGAUGUAACCCAUUAGUGUAUUUUAGUACUCAGCAUUAUUAUAUGUUAAUCUUUGGAGACUGUGGAUUACCUGUGCUGAAGGCUUGUGGGUGCCAGCUUAAUAUAACUUGUAACUGCCCUUUUUACUACUCGUGGCUAAGUACCUAAUUAUACACACAGUUACUAAUGGUAUAAUACGUUUUUAAGCCUUCAUUUUAUUAAAUUUUUUAUUUUUGACAGAGGAGACUAUGUAAAUACACAAUGCUGGCUGGAGUCAACCCAAUGCGGGCUUGCCAAUGUCGGGUUUAAUCCUUAGCCUUACCUUUCUUUUCUGAAACCAUUCCAUUUCGAAGCACUUUCAGUCAGUAGAUUUAAAAAUCCUUGUUUGUUUGUUUUUCUUUGGAGGAAUUUUUUUAAAAAAAAAAACGAAUUUAAAUGGAAUGGUUUAGAAAAUACUAUUGCUUGCCUGCACACGGAUGUAGCAAAGCAAGUGAGUUGACUAUGGUGUUUGAGAGGGAAAUGGAACCUGGAUCAUGACAUUCCAGUAAGUGGUAAUUAUAUUCCAAAACUGCUGGCAUCACUGACCUGUUUAGCGAAAGAACAGUGUUUAGAAAUCUUUUUCAUGUGCCAACUAAUUUAUAAAUGGGGCCUACAUAGAUUUAUUUUUCAGGUGUUUAGCGAAACGUAGAAUGUAACUAGAACCUAUUUGCUACAGAACCUAUUUGCUUAAUUAUCCACAACUAAAAGAAAAUUCUUCAUCAUGUAAUUUAUUUAUAAGGUAAUGUAGAACUAUUUAUUGUAAGACUGAAGUAGAAAAAAAAAAGAAUCUUCUGGUAGAGACACAUCACAGAGUUCAAGGUUAAAGUGUCUGUGUUGCAGAUAUAGGAGUUUUAGUCCUUAUGGGAAAUGUCUGUGUUUUUCAUGCAGUAAAUACAUUUUUAAAGUACUCCUGUGACGUAUGGUGUCUUUAGAAGAGUAAAUGAAGAUCCUCAGGUUAGGGGUAACUGAGAGGUUGAGGUCUGAGCUUUCACUGCUGGUGGCUUUAGUUUUCUAGUUGGUUUUGGUAUAUAUAAAAAAAAGUUUCUUUACCUGACUGGGAGCCAGGAGCAAUCCUGCCCAGGUGGUGUGUUGUGGUGAUGACAAUACAUGAGGUGUAACCUGUCAAUGACUAGUCUUAAGCCGUCAACCAGUUGGGAGAGAUUAAUUGAGUUUAAUGUUUGAAACAAGACUUGCUUUUAUGGCCUCACAGGUGUUGAGGAUGUAACGCUAUAGUUCUCAGAUGACAGGAUGUGAUAUGACAUCUGCCUCGCGUCGACAAGUGAAAUAGUCUUUGGGCCAAAAUCUUAUAUCCCUGCCUCCGAUCAAAGUGGCAUUUGUGGCAGAUUUUUAAAAAAAUUUACAUUACGUACGUUUCUGUGUUUUUACUCUGUGUUGCAACUCAGUGAUCUUUGAGAGUUAACGUGGUUCGAAACAAUUUUGCAUUGUCCCCGACUCCAGCCACGCUCAAUUGCUCAUUUUGGACCCUGAUGCUAACACCAGGUAAUAAUAGUGCUUAGAGUAAAAGUAGGGCUCCUUUCAGAUGGGUGGAAUGAGGCGGAAAACCUGGAAAAGCUGCUGCUAUAUCAUGCCCCCUAUAGAGAGAGCGAGAAAGGCCUGUAGGAUUGGAAUCCUUUUACUUAUCCUUACUUCAGGCUCCAUUUAUACAUUUAAAAUGUUCCCUUCGUGUCCAGAAACACAAAACACCAUAGUUACAAUUCUAGUAGAAAUGGUCUACUUGAAAACAGUUAUGUUCGUUCCUACGUUUUCCCCCAGCUUUUAGGUAUUGGUAGAAAAUUUGCACAUCUUGGUAUGUACUGAUGCUAGAAAGUAGUCGUGGGGGGGUGGGGGGAGGAGGAGGAGAAACUAAACUCAGUUGAAGUUGCGGUGUGAG